CUGUGCCAACCACAAGGGGGAGAGGGAGGCUGAGAGAACGUUGCAUCCAUCGUACAUCGCCUAGUCUGUCUGGAUCAGCCGCUGCAAGAUGUCGGGACUUGCAUUGAUGGGAGAUCGGACCAUGGGCCAGGACGUCCGAACACAAAACGUAACCGCGGCAACAGCGAUCGCCAACAUCGUCAAGUCCUCGCUCGGCCCGGUUGGUUUGGACAAGAUGCUCGUGGAUGAGGUGGGAGACGUGACCAUCACCAACGACGGGGCGACCAUCCUGAAGCAGCUUGACGUCGAGCACCCCGCUGCCAAGGUGCUCGUCGAGCUGGCAGAUCUGCAAGACCAGGAGGUGGGUGACGGCACGACCUCCGUGGUGAUCGUGGCGGCGGAGCUGUUGAAGAGGGCCAACGAGCUCAUCAAGAACAACAUCCACCCUACCACGGUGAUGGCCGGCUACCGGCUAGCCCUGAAGGAGGCCGUCAAGUAUAUCAAGGCUAACCUGUGCGUGCCUGUGGACAAGCUGGGCAGGCCAAACCUGAUCAACGCGGCCAAGACGGCCAUGAGCUCCAAGAUUCUCGGGCCGGAGAGCGAUUUCUUCGCGGAGAUGGCGGUGGACGCGGUCACCGCGGUCAGGACAGAGUCGGGCGGAGACCUGGGCAAGAAGGUUGUCAAGUACCCGGUCUCCGCGGUGCACAUCCUCAAGUGCCACGGGCUGAGCCUGCUCGACUCCAAGGUGGAGCCCGGCUACGCGCUCAACUGCGUUAGGGCUUCGCAGGGCAUGCCGACCUCGGUACAGAACGCCAAGAUCGCCUGCCUGGACAUCAACCUGCAGCGAUACAAGAUGCAGAUGGGAGUCCAGGUGGUGGUGAACGACGUGAAGGAGGUGGACGCUAUCCGACAGCGGGAGAUGGACAUCACCAAGGAGCGGAUUGAGAAGAUCCUCAGCUCCGGGGCUACGGUAGUGCUCACGACCAAGGGCAUUGACGACCUCUGCCUCAAAUACUUCGUAGAGGCGGGGGCCAUGGCCGUACGGCGCGUAAAAAAGGAAGACAUGCGGCGCAUCGCCAAGGCCACGGGCGCGAGCAUCGUGACGACCUUGGCGGACAUGGAAGGGAAUGAGACUUUCGAUCCGGAGGUGCUGGGGCAGGCGGACGAGGUUUCGGAGCAACGCGUCGGCGAUGGCGAGUUGAUUUUCUUCAAGGGCACCAAGACACAGGCGUCCUGCACCGUCGUGCUCCGAGGGGCUAACGACUUCAUGCUCGAUGAGAUGGACAGGGCGUUGCACGACUCUCUGAUGGUCAUCAAGAGAAUGCUGGAGAGCAACGUGCUGGUUGCCGGUGGGGGGUCCGUGGAGACGGCGCUGUCUAUCUAUCUCGAGAGCUUCGCGACCACCCUGGGCUCCCGCGAGCAGCUGGCCAUCGCAGAGUUCGCGGAGGCUCUACUCGUCAUCCCUAAGACCCUGGCCGUCAACGCCGCGCAGGACGCGACCGAACUCGUGGCGAAGUUGAGGGCGUACCACAACACGUCGCAGCUGCAGGAGGACAAGACGGAGUACCGGCACUACGGGCUGGAGCUUGUGGAGGGGAAGGUGCGCGAUAACCUCGCGUGCGGGGUGGUGGAGCCUGCCAUCAGCAAGAUCAAGUCGUUCCGGUUCGCCACCGAGGCGGCCAUCACCAUCUUGCGUAUUGACGACAUGAUCAAGCUGGACAAGCAGGAACAGGAAGACCCGCGGGCAAGGCGCGGCGGGGGAAUGGGCGGCAUGCCCGGGAUGUAAACGGGGGUUGGGUAGCGGGACAGCGUUAACGCGUUUUUUGAAGGUAGUUUUAUGGUGGGAAACAUUUCUAGUCGACAGGGUUAUGGUGUGUGACGAUCUGGCCGUUGCGUGGGUGGUAGAAACCUCGACUGAGAGGCCGAGGUGUUUGUGGUCUCGGGGGGGCGUCGUACUUGCUAUCUUCCUACGGGUCUGGUAUUUUGCUGCUUUUCUGCACCGCGUGUGAACCUCAUAACAGCGGGAUGUCCUUGCUCCACAGGAGUUUGGGCACGUUUCUGACACGGGAAGAUUUGAGAGAUACGCUCCACGGAUUCAUGGAUGUCGUAUUUUGGACAGAUAUCGUUGGCAAAAGGCAAGUACGUCUGGUCCGGUGUACUCGUGUUCGCAGAGAAUGUUCACGUGAGAAGGCGUUGAAAAGUACGAGAUUGUCUCCGUCACAACCAGCAGAUGAUGGCUUUUACAUGAUUGCCAAGCGUAACCCCUCUG
Messenger RNA from Ectocarpus siliculosus, 2248 nucleotides. NCBI's taxonomy places the organism in Eukaryota, Phaeophyceae, Ectocarpales, Ectocarpaceae. The record is from the annotation of a GenBank genome assembly.